Messenger RNA from Equus quagga, 5757 nucleotides. It is a transcript of the gene NAP1L5, whose product is annotated as nucleosome assembly protein 1 like 5. The record is from RefSeq and is a predicted model, not a curated record. The coding region runs from base 2313 to 3236 and encodes 307 amino acids. The transcript has a single exon. Gene Ontology annotation, cellular component: nucleus; chromatin. Gene Ontology annotation, molecular function: chromatin binding; histone binding. Gene Ontology annotation, biological process: nucleosome assembly. Lineage: Eukaryota; Metazoa; Chordata; Mammalia; Perissodactyla; Equidae.
AUAUGAAUGGCACAUAAGCAAAUUUGAAGAUACUCAAUAUCAUUAAUCAUUAGGGAUACCAUUCACAGCUACUAGAUUAGGGAAAAAACCACUGAUACCAAAUACUGGUGAGGAUGUGGACCAACUGCAACUCUCAUACACUGUUGGUAUGAAAACAAAAUGGUACAGCCACUUAGGAAAACAGUGUGCAAGCUUCUUAAAACGUUAAACCUUCAUUUAUCAUAUGAUCCACUUCUAGGUAUGUACCCAAGAGAAAUUAAAAGUUACGUUCACACAGAAACCUGUAGACGAAUGUUCACUGCAGCAUUAUUCAUCGUCACAAAAAACGGGAAACAACCCAAAUCGGAAUAUUAUUCAGUAAUAAAAAGGCAUAAACUAUUAAUACACACACCAUGGAUGAAUCUCAAAUACAUUAUGAUGAGUGAAAAAGGGCACACUCAAAGUCUAUAUACAUAUUAUUUCAUUUAUAUGACAUUCUGGAAAAAAACAGAAUUACAGGGACAGAAAACACAUCAGUGGUCGCCAGGGCUGGCAAUAAGGGAAGGAUCAUGAAGGAAUUUUUGGGGAUAAAGUUACUAUUCUGUUUACAUGACUGUAUUUGUUUGUCAAAGUACCCUAAAACGGGUGAAUUUUAUUACACAUAAAUUAUAUUUCAAUAAAAGAUCUUUAAAAAAAAAAAGGAGGCUAGCUUAAAACUAGGUUUUAUGAUUUAAGUUGAGAAUAUAAAAAUCCUGAAAGGUGAGCACAUCCAGGUUGUCUGAAGCACAUUAAAUUAGUCAAAUGGAUUUGAUUAAAAUUUGGGCUUUUUCUUCUUUUUUAAAAUCUGUCACAACUUCUAUAUUAAAGAAGUUAGAAGGCCUGGUUUCUGCCCCUGAUUCUACCAAUCAGGUGAUACAUAUAGUAACAGAAUAUUUAUUUCAAUUUUUCUGCUAAGUUCUUUAUCUCUAAAAUGAGAAAAAGCAUUCUUAACCUCAAGGUAGCUGUAGCUGUGAAGAGAUGAUACAUGAAAUAUAUGGGUGAUAUACAGAAUACAUAUAGUGUCAGCCAACUAAAUACAGAUAUAUUAUUAUAUCAAAUUCAGUCAGAGCUAAGAUGGAAAUUUCAGCCUUAACAACAAAACUCAAUCAUUACAAAUGGAAACAGGGAAGGGGGGGAAAUAAAUGAUCCAGAACAGAAUUAGGAAAGUAAAAUAAACAACAGAAAUCACAAGUACACAAAAAACUAUGAUGUUUGCUAAUGGGAAUAUAUUGGCCCUUUUGUAAAUGGUUACUUUCUUGGGGAAGGGCACAAAGAUGUCUUUUUCUAAAAGAGAAUAUUGUUGCAGGUUAUCUUUGCAUAUUAAUAAGUGCAAUUAUUUUGUAAAAAAAAAAAUAAACCACACAAAGAGUGCUUGCUGUGUGUUAGCACUAAGUGUUUUACAUAUUACCAACUAAUUUAACAUUCACAAGAACCAAAAGAUGGUACCAAAUAUAUUUUGGGAAGUAAUUUCCUAACAUUCAUAUGCUUAGUGAAAGUUUCAGCAAGUCCCAAUAUAGUGAAAGAAAAGCAUUUCAAUCAGUAACGCUGAAUCUGAACACAUUCCCGAGGAAUUUCUGGAAGGAUCGUUUGUCUUCCAUUCCUCAAAUACGUGCUCUCAAUCCUUAUUCAAGAAGUUAUCAUUUUGGUUUAGUAAAAGAGCUAAAAUAUCUAUUCACUUUGCUAUUAGAAAACAAGACUUCGCUACUUAAGAUCUUUUUUUACGUUCUCAUAUACAAAUCACAGCAAGACCGACAGAGCAGGUGCUGAACUGCGGCACGCUCUGGGGACACCGUGUGCGCCACACGGGUGUGCCGCGUGUCCCGGGAACCGCAGAGAUCGGCCCCAGGCGCCGAGGGCCCUGCUCGCCUUCGGCCCUCCGCCAGCUUCUUUCCUCCUCGCAGGCCAAGGACUCUGAGGGACCUUCUCAAACACAUUCCAGAACACCAGGGUCCUGAGACUCUCCACCCAAACGGCUCGCAGAGACCCAGGGUCCGCCCAGGGGAGAGAAGACCUUCUCACCGGUGUACAUACGCCGCUUGGCCAACACGCGGCCAAGUGCGGAUGCUGGGGGACGGCCUGACGUGCAAGCUGCCCUGGCCACACACAGGCACCCAAGUCCCAAAGGGGGUGGAAUCGAGUCAGCUCUCCCCUGCCUCCACUUUCUGGAAUGGAAUUCGGAGGGAUCUGAGAGGUGACCAAACCGACUCCACAGGAGUGAGCCAGACACCGUCCCACGGCAAAGCGACGCCAGCUGCGGGCAGAUGCGGACAAAGACCAGACAGCUGUACUGACAGAUGGACACAGGGCCCGGCGUGGGGCCCAGGACCAAGCUGACCCCGGCUGAGGCCAGCAGCAGCCCGCAGAAAGGGCCUCGGGCCCCGCUGCCACUCCCGCCUGGCUCCACGGGGGUGGGCACGCGGGCCGACCGCAGCGGGGCACCCAGCAGACGGCUUCUGACGCCAGCAGCAGGGCCGAGCGAGGGCAGCGCGGCGCCCACAGCCGAGCCAGCAGCCAGUCCAGGGCCGGGGUCCCGGGGGCGGGGCCGCGCGCACGUCACCGGCACGGCCGACGUCACGGCCGCUUGCCGCAGCCGCAAGGUCCCCGCGCGCAGCUCCGCGGCAGGUCUGUGCGGGAGCCACCCAGCCCUCUGCGGCUUCUCCUCUGACAUGGCUGACGCGGAGAACCAGGGGCCUGCGGAGCCGAGCCAGGCGGCGGAGGCGGCGGAGGAGGUAAUGGCAGAAGGCGGUGCGCAGGGGGGAGACUCGGACAGCGCGGCCGGUGACUCGGACAGCGCGGCCGGCGACUCGGACAGUGCGGCCGGUCAGCCGGCCGAGGAGCCCCAGACCCCUGCCGAGAAUGCACCAAAGCCUAAAAAUGACUUUAUCGAGAGCCUGCCCAACUCGGUGAAAUGCCGAGUCCUGGCCCUCAAAAAGCUGCAGAAGCGAUGCGAUAAGAUAGAAGCCAAAUUUGAUAAGGAAUUUCAGGCUCUGGAAAAAAAGUAUAAUGACAUCUAUAAGCCCUUACUUGCCAAGAUCCAAGAGCUCACCGGUGAGAUGGAGGGAUGUGCAUGGACCUUAGAGGGUGAGGAGGAGGACGAUGACGAGGAGGAGUAUGAGGAUGAGGAGGAGGAGGGAGAGGAGGAGGAGGAGGAGGCUGCGGCAGAGGCUGCCAAAAAUGAGGGUCCCCACUCUGCCGUCUCCGAUGACGCCAAGAAAUAAGCAGAGCAGAGGCUGAAGAGGAGAAUGACGACGAAGACAAGAAAGCUACUUUUUUAUACAUAUAUAUAUUGGUGGACUUAAAACGGCUCAGGUUUUGGACCAAAGAACAAUGUGAAUCAAUUCUGACAUUCCCAAAAACAUAUUAAAUUGAAGCAAUCAGAUCCUGGCCAGCCCGUUUCAAAUUUGAUUUUCAUUUUGAACAUAAAUGUAUCAAAAGAUAUUAAAGAAAAUGAGUUUAAUUUAAAAUAAUUUCUCCAUGAUCGCUUCUUGAGGACUGGAAUUGAGGCUUAUUAAGGGUGUCAAGUAGAUGUGAAGUAAAGAAUGUCACUUUGAAACUCAUUCAUCACACUACGCACGGAACACCCAAGCCAAGACUGAACGUGUUCUCAAUGCCUAAUUCUUCAGGUUCUUUACUCCUGAAAUUUUCCAGUGCAGAACCCAAGAAAAGUCUCAUCUUUAAGACUUUGCUUUUGUAACGCGGACAUCAGCGUUACACUUUGGGGAAGAGAGAUGGACUGGAGGAAGCGUGCGCUGGAGAUCAUGACAGUACUGUUAAUAAGCCUGGAAAACUGCCACUUCAAAUUCUAAUGAAUGUUCUGAAUAUUGAAAUUUAGAGAAACAUGAUUCUGAGAAGGAGGGUGUAUAACUUGUAUAGUAUUGUCAACAUAUGUGUUCGUUAUUUACAGUCUCAUGUUUAUGUGUUUUCUUGGUAGUGUCUAUUUACAAAGGUGUAAAAAAAAACCCCAAAUGUUUAAGUAUUAAAUCCCUUUACCUAGCAUUCUAGAAAUAUUAAUUUACUUCAAGAGAUGUAAGAUGUAGCAAAUUCUGUAAAGCAUGUGUAUCCAGUGUUAUGUAGUUUGAUCCUCGUAAAGUCUUUUUGUCCCGUAGCUUUUAGAAUGUAGCUGUGAAAAUUAUCAGAAGUCUUCACUGAAGCUAAUGUUUGGAAAAAAUAUACACUUGAAGAACCAAUCCAAGUGUGUGUCCCCACCCACAGCUCAGAAGUAGAAAGGGUUUAAGUUUGCUUGUAUUAGCUGUGCCUUCAUUAUUUUGCUAUCUAAAUGUGAUAUGUUAAAUAUAAAAUGGUGCAUAAUCAAAUUUUACUGCUUGAGGAUAGACUGGCUUACAGUCAAGGAUUUUUAGGAAGGACACAUUUAAUCUAAAGACUCUUACCUUCUUUGUGGGUUUUGAAUUGUGUGUGACCCAGUGAUCUAUAAACAUAAGCAUAAAAUUGUUUACCACUGUGGUGUUAAUAAAACAGUAUUUUCCAAAAACAAAAGGACUCGGUACUCUGUCUGCCUGGCAUCAAAUCCCAGCUUUGCCUCCUAUUAGCAAUGAACCUUGGGCAAUUCAAUUAAUCUACGUGUGUUCAGUUCCUCCUCAUCUGUAAAAGGGGAGAGUAAUAGUCCCUUCCUCACAGGUUAUUAUGGAGAACAAGUGAGUUAAUACAGACAAAGCCCAAAGAACAGUAUCUGACACAUACUAAGUGCUUGAGAAAUUUCAGCUAUCAUUAUUAUUAUUACUACUACAUAGAAGAUAAAGACACUGAUUGGAAAUUCAAUCCUCGUCUCCCGAGUUACAAAAGAGGAGAAAAUGCACAUCAUUAUAGUCUUAAGUUUAUGAUUCCUUAUUGUCAGAGAAGAAUGUGGCCUUUAAUUCAAAAACACAAGGAAUUCAAAAAACUAUCUUGUUUUGGUUUCCUCAAUAUAAAAAUCAGGUUCUGAUAUCCUCCCAGAGAGGAUAAUAGACUUCAAUGUGACAUUAUAAAUAUACAAAAAAGGCUAUUUCAACUUUACAUUUGGGCAUUCUGAAUGAAGUAAAAAUAAUAAAAUUACAGACUCCAAAAAUAUUUUUAAAGUUGUAUUUUCUUCCAUUUUCCUAAGGGUUAAAAUUACACAAAAGCAAAAUUUAGACUGCUUUACCUUAGGAAAUGGAAGGCGGCUCUGACCUGUUGCUAAUGGCAAGAGUUUAGUAAAACUUUAAGGUAAUAUUAAUCUUCCUAGGGCCAGGCCAACCAAGACAGAAAAUCAAAAUAAUGUAUUAUAUAGCAAGUCAAUCUUAAUAGAAGCAAAAACAAAAUCUAAUAAAAUUCAAUAUUCAUUUAUCUCAUUCUAUGAAUAAGAGACUGUCAUUUAAUAUUUUUCUAGGUCCAGCAAAAAAGGUAAAAAUGAAUGAAACAAAUAAUGUAUAAUUAUUGGGGAAAAAUUUUUUUUGCAGGCCUGUGAUUACAGAUAGAAAAUCCAAGAGAAUUAAAUGAAAACUAUUACAUUUAGUAACUUUGAGGAACUGACCAGUUACCAGAUAAAUACAUAAAAACCAAUAACUAUUUCUAGGCACUAGUAAUGAUCAAAACAAAUGGAAAAGGCUCUCACAGUGAAAACAAGAGAUCAAAAUAUAAAAACCUCUAACAAAAAGUAUGUAUAACCCUUGUGAAAAGAAAAAACAGACUAUCACAAAGAAGUGUAAAACUGAUCUUUGGAUAGUAAGACGGAAUGUCACAAAAGUGUCCAUUCUUUCCAAUUAA